This is a messenger RNA of Mesorhabditis spiculigera, 273 nucleotides long. NCBI's taxonomy places the organism in Eukaryota, Metazoa, Nematoda, Chromadorea, Rhabditida, Rhabditidae. The record is from the annotation of a GenBank genome assembly.
AUGGAGCAUUCCCAGUUGGAGGCUUCACACCACCUGUCGCCUUCCUGCUUCUGCCAGGCGACGUGUCCAGCUCGCCGGGAAGUGAGCAGGACGACCGCCCCCACCGGUAGCGCUUCGAAUUCCGGACGGGGCGUUCGCCGUGCGACGCUUCGACCAACCAGCGGCGAGGAGUCGGUCGGCGGCGUGCUGUGGCAGCGUCCCAAUGCCACCGGGGUUGUCGAGAACUGCGCCGGCCAAUAUGUGCACCAGUUCGUCCCUCGCGGGUGUGGCCUG